AUGCAUAAACCGGUAAAUAGUGUACUUGGACGACAGUUACAUUUCCAAGGGAAAAAUAGGCAAUUGUUAGGAUCUGUAGUUGUAAGUGCCGGAAUACCAAACGGAAUGGCUAUGGCUUGUGCACCAUUAGUACGAUAUCACAAUAGUUCAGCAUAUACGGAUGGUACUUGUUUUGUACUUGAAAGUGAUCUCACUCAAAAGGAAAUUCUCGUAUCAUGCUCACAACCAGGUUUACCUCGAACUGAUCGACAUAACGAAUUUGGUUCAUGCAUGGAAGGUUUUAGUGGUUAUGUUGAUGAAUCGAUGGUUAUUACCGGUUUACCUGGUGCAAAGAAAUGGACAGGUGGUGUAUUUGGACGAUACUAUCCAAAGGAUAUAUUUGCAAUGAAUCGUGAUCGUUGGACAAUGGGUGUGGAUCCUAAAUUACAUGGUGUACGAUCAAAAUUCCAAGGACAUGAUUAUCUUGGAUUUUCUGUACGACAUGGACAUUUUGGUUUUUGGUUUGAAGAUAAAGAUAAUACAACAAUUGUGGCUGGUGCUACACGAUACAAUCAAACGGGUGCAGUAACUUUUCUACCAUUUCGUAAUGGUCAUUCGAUGAAUUCUCAAACUUCACAUUAUUUGACCCUUACUGAGGAUAGCUAUAUGCUUCAAGGUUCACAACUUGGCUCAGCAUUUGGUUAUUCAAUCGAAGUUAUCGAUCUUAACAAUGAUGGAUUUGAUGAUUUAUUAGUUGGAGCACCUUUUGAAUAUUCAGAAACAGUUGAUGGUUCAUUUGGUGGUACUGUAUAUAUAUUUUACUCAUCUGGAAUUCAACGUCAACCUCAUGAAAAUGAAUACGUUUUCCUAAAUCCAAUUAAACUUCGUGGUCAAGGAAUUUACUCACAAUUUGGUUUAGCAAUAACACGUCUGGGAAAUAUAGAUGGUGAUAAUAAUAAUCAUAACGAUUUUGCUAUUGGUGCACCAUUUACUGAUAAUGGGAAAGGUGCAGUAUAUAUUUAUCUUGGUGCAAAAUCACCAGAUACUUUUAAAGUUGAACCUGUGCAGGUGAUAACACCUAAUGAAUUACCACAACAGUAUUUGCAUUCAUCAUUAAAAACUUUUGGAUUCUCAUUAUCCGGUGGAUCAGAUUUGGAUGGUAAUGGUUACAAUGAUUUAGUUAUUGGUGCUUUUGCAUCUGAUACAAUCAUUAUACUUCGUGCUAGGCCAGUAAUUUAUAUCAAUGCUCGACAUCUCAAUAAUGAUAUGAAGAUUGAUAUUGAUGGUGAUUCAUCUUGUUUCAGGACUGCACAAACAUGGUAA
This is a messenger RNA of Loa loa (African eye worm), 1302 nucleotides long. RefSeq lists its product as hypothetical. Gene Ontology annotation, cellular component: integrin complex; external side of plasma membrane. Gene Ontology annotation, biological process: cell adhesion mediated by integrin; cell-matrix adhesion; integrin-mediated signaling pathway. Bases 1 to 1302 code for a protein of 433 amino acids. Gene Ontology annotation, molecular function: integrin binding. The record is from RefSeq and is a predicted model, not a curated record. The transcript has 8 exons. Lineage: Eukaryota; Metazoa; Nematoda; Chromadorea; Rhabditida; Onchocercidae.